AGUUCCGUGACAAGAUCGAAUUUCGUAAACAUUGCGUCGGGGCGUUACAAUCUUCCAUACAACUGUCUCUACUGAAUAUUUACUAAACAUUAAGAGAUUUUAUGCAUGUGUAGGUCACGUGUGAGGCGUUAUAACGCGUUGUCUGCAGUGUCCGCGGAAGGAGGCGUGACUCGCGCGUUUACUGUUACAUUGUGACACCCGAGUUCAUUCAGAUACAGAUCAGACCAGACCGACACUCGCCAGACCAGUCUGAGGUGGAGACGGAAGUAAAAUGAGUGCAGCUCUCUUACACAGACUGAAGCCCGCAGUGAGUGUUGCGAGCCGCGUGUGGAGCUGCAAACCCCCGCGGAUCGAGCCGAGCAGCGCAGCCGCCUCAGUGAGACUCUACAGCGGACUGAUGGAGCCCCGAGCGCCGCUGUUCAGACAGCUCUUUGAGUCUGAGAGCAGCACGUACACAUACCUGCUGGCGGAUGCUGACAGCCGAGAGGCCGUUCUGAUCGAUCCGGUGCUGGAGACGGUGGACAGAGAUCUGCAGCUCAUCAAUGACCUGGGCCUGACGCUCAAAGUGGCCUUGAACACUCACUGUCAUGCCGAUCACAUCACCGGCACCGGACUCCUGAAGAAGAAGGUGUUUGGCCUGAAGAGUGCCAUCUCCAAACACAGCGGAGCCGCCGCCGACAUCCAGCUGUCAGAGGGAGACCGCAUCAGCUUCGGCAAACACUGUCUGACGGUGCGAGAGACGCCGGGACACACAGACGGAUGCGUGACGUACGUCUCUGAAGACGAGCGCAUGGCCUUCACCGGAGACGCUCUGCUCAUCCGCGGCUGCGGACGCACCGACUUCCAGCAAGGUAGUCCUCAAAGACUGUAUGAGUCUGUCCAUAAGAAGAUCUUCACUCUGCCGGGACACUGCUUCAUAUACCCUGCUCACGACUACAAGGGGCAGACCGUCUCCACCGUCGAUGAGGAGAAGAAGUUCAAUCCACGGCUGACGAAGACUCUCCAAGAGUUUGUGAACAUCAUGAACAACCUCAACCUCCCCAAACCUAAGAAAAUAGAUAUAUCAGUGCCUGCAAACCUGGUGUGUGGACUUCAUGACAUCUGAACGCGAACGAACAAAGCUGGCGUUAAUGUUUUAAUCAGAUGAGUUUAAUUUUAUGGUGCGUAUCGAUGUAAAAACUACAUGCGGUGAUGAUAUUUGAUAUUUCAUUCAGGGUAAAUAGAUAAACCAGAACAAAAAAAAAAAAAAAAACAUUCUUUAAGAAUAUUUUGGGAUUUCAUUAAAUACUUGACUAAAUCUGUGUGUUCAUAUCAUGUCUAUAAUAUAAUAUCACGCUUGGACUAAUGAUGGUUUGUGCUCUUUCUGCAUAAUUUACGUCAGUCAAAGCUUUAAAAAUCAAGUGCUCUUGUAACAUGAAAUGCAGUUAAUAAUAUAUUUGGUAAGAAACGUCUCUGUUUAAUCUGUUUUUAAUAAAUGUUUGUCAGUU
Molecule: messenger RNA, 1487 nt
Organism: Cyprinus carpio (common carp)
Lineage: Eukaryota; Metazoa; Chordata; Actinopteri; Cypriniformes; Cyprinidae
Gene: ethe1
Product: ETHE1 persulfide dioxygenase
Biological process (GO): hydrogen sulfide metabolic process; glutathione metabolic process
Molecular function (GO): sulfur dioxygenase activity
Source: RefSeq, a predicted model, not a curated record